AUGCAGGUGGGCCGCCGCUGGACGGAGGUUUUCAAGGACGCUGUGGCUGACAAUUGCAGAGACGAGCCAAGAGUGUCUCCAGCCAAGAGUGCCCUGAUGUCCGUGCAUCAAUUCACACCACGAUCACGGCCCCUGGCCAUCAGGAACGGCCUCAACUCUAAAGGAGAACUCAGACCUUCAUCUAUGCCCUCCAUACCUAAUCCCUUCCCUGAACUCUGCAGUCCCUCCCACUCCCCAGUUCGGAUUGGCUCCCUAGUGGGAAAUGCCACAACCUCUGAGGAAGACACUCAUGUGGUGAGAGUGUUUGGAGAGGACACUCAUAGUCGUUCAGUGCUGGUAUCAUCGGGGGCAACGGUGCGGGACGUGUGCCAUAUUCUGGUGCAGGCAGCUCAUUGCACAGACCAAGAAAACUGGGCUUUAAUUGAGCAACACCCUUCACUGGGACUGGAGCGCUGCCUGGAGGACCAUGAAGUGCUGGUGCAGGUGCAGUCCUCCUGGCUACAAGGUGGCGACACCAAACUGCUCUUUCGCAAAAACUACGCCAAGUACGAAUUCUUCAAAAAACCAGCGCAAUAUUUCCCAGAGAGCAUGAUCUCGGACAGCACUGACGCCAAGGCAGAAAUCAGCUCGUCUCAGCUCAUCCAGAGUAUGUUGAAGUGCGGUUCAUGUCCAGAAAUUCAGGGCUAUCUACAUGUUAGAGAAGCAGGGAAGAAGUCCUGGAAAAAACUUUACUUCAUUUUACGACGAUCUGGACUCUACUGUUCCAGCAAGGGGUCAUCUAAGGAACCUCGGCAUCUUCAGUGUGUAGCUGAUCUGGAGGAUCUCAGUGUGUAUACAGUGUCCAACAGUCGAAAACUCUACAGCUCUCCUAAAGUGCACACCUUUUCCAUCAAGUCUUGUAGAGACAGAUUUCGUCCUCAGGAUCUUAAGCUGCUGUGUGCAGAAAAUGAACAGUGCAGAACCUGCUGGAUUACAGCCUUCAGAGUGUUCAAGUAUGGGAAGCAGCUUCAGUGUAAUUACCUGUUAUCACAGACAAGUCCCAAACUGCAGAUCCCUCCACGAAAAGACACCAAGUGGGAGGAGGGUGAGGAGUCAAUGGUAGCAAUGGAUUUCUCAGGGAAGAGUGGAGGACGAGUGAUCCUGAACCCUCAAGAGGCUCAGAGUGCAGAGCAGGAGGAAGGCUACAAUUGGAGGAAGAGAGAGGCGCUACGCUACAGCCUACCAAGCAACAGUCAGGGAUCACGAACUACUGCUGUGCAUCAUAUUCAACCUUGGUUCCAUGGCGGCAUAUCCCGGUCUGAAGCCGAGAGGCUUUUGGAGGAGCAGGGUCAGGUGGAUGGGAUGUUUUUGAUUCGGGACAGUCAGAUGCAUGCGCAGUGUUUCGUGUUGUCUCUGUGUCAUAAACUAAAGACCAAGCACUACCUCCUCAUUCCUUGUGAGGAGGGUGGCAGGCAGUACUACACAAUGGACGAUGGCGUCACUCUUUUUAUGGAUCUGCUGCAGCUGGUGGAGUUUCAUCAGAUUAACCGCGGAAUCUUUCCAGUGUGUCUCAAACACCCCUGCAUACGUAUUGCUCUCUGACCCCGACCUCUUCAAACUGUGCCUUUUGUGCAAUUAAGCAUUAUACACUUAAAAUUCCAAACUACUGUACGCAAACUGUUCUACAUCCCUGCCCCAGAGGUGUGGUCAAUUUUAAACAAGUUUUAUCUGUUCCUUUUCCACAGCUGUAAUGAAAGCUAUGGUAAACAGCUACAAAACCUAACAAUGUUUUUUUAGCACUUGUUCUGAUCAUUUCCAGUUUGCAGGCUCUUCAGGCAAGUUUCUGUUCACUUUCUGACCACUAGGUCAUGCUCUAAUGCAGUGGUCACUGACACUGGCCUGGGGUGUGUGUGUGGGGGGCGAGGGGGGUAAUUCCUGCAGAUUAUAGUUUCAACCGUAUUUGGCUGCACCUGUUCUAGUUUCUGAACUUCUUCAAACGUCCCUGAUUGGUGGGAUCAGGUGUAGUGUAGGUAAGGAAGGAGCAGCAUGUUACAUGCGGGUUAGAACUAAAAUAUGCAGGAAGGAAGAUCUCUCGGAAGAAGGUUGGUGACCAAUGUAUUAAUUGUGUAAAUAGAGAUUGUAUAUCCAGCUCCAGUACUAUGUAAUAGUACUGCAAACUGCUGCACAGUUUUAUGUUUUAGCUGUACCUCAGUCACAUCAUUAACUAAAGAUCAGGUCCCUCUGGAGCUGAAUCAGAUGUUAGAACAGGGCAAACUGUGGAUUGCAGGACUGUAGUUGGGAAGCAGUGGGCCCACAGAAUUGAAGCAUAUGUUGCGUGAAGAAUUUUGCACAAUGUUUUGGAUAUCAGAGAAGGAAAAAGCUUUUCUCUUUAAAAGGUAAUAUUUAUGAAUGUUGUGUUGUCUAUUGUAACUGUAGACUCCUAUGAACAAUUUACAUUUAUUUUAUAAAAAUGUGUUUUACCAUCUUAAUCUGCAGGCAGGUAUUUAAGUCAGUCUUCCAUUGUCUCUUGGUUUUGUUUUUUUUUUUUUUCUUUUAUGUAAUGUUGUGGAAUAAAUUUCAGUUUUCUCUUA
This is a messenger RNA of Pygocentrus nattereri (red-bellied piranha), 2570 nucleotides long. RefSeq names its product growth factor receptor bound protein 7 (gene grb7). The record is from RefSeq and is a predicted model, not a curated record. Lineage: Eukaryota; Metazoa; Chordata; Actinopteri; Characiformes; Serrasalmidae. Gene Ontology annotation, biological process: signal transduction.